Lepus europaeus (European hare) is the source of this 1489-nucleotide messenger RNA. It is a transcript of the gene ATPSCKMT, whose product is annotated as ATP synthase c subunit lysine N-methyltransferase. The record is from RefSeq and is a predicted model, not a curated record. Gene Ontology annotation, molecular function: protein-lysine N-methyltransferase activity. The coding region runs from base 142 to 807 and encodes 221 amino acids. Gene Ontology annotation, biological process: regulation of mitochondrial ATP synthesis coupled proton transport; peptidyl-lysine trimethylation; positive regulation of proton-transporting ATP synthase activity, rotational mechanism. The transcript has 5 exons. Gene Ontology annotation, cellular component: mitochondrion. NCBI's taxonomy places the organism in Eukaryota, Metazoa, Chordata, Mammalia, Lagomorpha, Leporidae.
AGAUCCUCUUCGUAGUGAGUUACAACGACAAAUCAUUUUCUUAAAGCAUUGUUUCCACUUCUCACCCCGACUCUGAGAAGAUGGUAGCUUCCACGUGCCGAUUUUUUUUUUUUUUUUUUUGUAAAGUGCGGAAAUCUCGCGAUGGAAGGCGGAGGAGGUGCAGCCCCAGAGCCACUUCAAGGGGAAAGCCAGGCACAGCCUGAACCGCCCCCCAGUCCUGAAGCCAGCACUCUGAAGAAACGCCGCUGGGGCUUGCUGCUUCCGGGGCUUGUAGGUGGGACUCUCGUGGCUGUGUACGCGGUAGCGACACCCUUUGUGACACCAGCACUCCGGAAAGUCUGUUUGCCCUUUGUACCUGCAACUACGAAGCAGAUCGAGAAUGUUGUGAAAAUGCUGCAGAGCAGAAGCGGGUCCCUGGUGGACAUUGGUAGUGGCGACGGCCGCAUUGUGGUAGCAGCGGCAAAAGCAGGGUUCACAGCUGUCGGUUAUGAACUAAAUCCGUGGCUUGUGUGGUACUCCCGGUACCGCGCUUGGCGAGAAGGUGUGCAUGGCUCCACCAAGUUCUAUAUUUCGGAUUUGUGGAAGGUCUCUUUCUCGCAGUACACGAACGUCGUUGUGUUCGGCGUGCCUCAGAUGAUGCCGCAGUUGGAGAAGAAACUUGAACUUGAACUUAAGGAUGAUGCAAGAGUCAUUGCGUGCAGGUUCCCUUUUCCACACUGGAGCCCGGACCAUGUCACUGGGGAGGGGACAGACACCGUGUGGGUGUACGACGCGGGCACUCUCAGAGGGAAGGGGAGGAGGCCCUGAGAGCUGGUGCUUUUCCAGGGUUGGUCGUGCCUCACGCGAGCGCCCUCUGCAGUCUGGCCGUGUCCUUUGCCCCUGUGGGGACUCAGCUUUGCCUUUAGCAGCAGAGUGUGUUGUUCUGAUAUGGAAUGAGAAAUCGCUACCACUCUUAGUUCUGGAGGAAACAGACACCUUAAGGAAAUACAGAUAAACUUAGAAUCUGUUUUUAAUGGUACAUUCUUUUUUUAAAAAUUUUUUCUUAAUGGCAUAUUCUUAAAAAAUACGUUUCCUGCCUGUUCAUGUGUUGGGUGCAUGAAAAUGUGAAUUAGUGAUGGUCGUGUUUAUGGUUGGAAAGAUGUCACGGUUCUUCACUUACAAGCAAUAGGGUUUCAUGCCACAGAUAAAGAAAAAUGAUUUUUAAAGAGAGUGUACUAGUCCCAGUUGGGGUGCUGGAUUCUAUCCCCGUUGCCCCUCUUCCAGACCAGCUCUCUGCUAUGGCCCGGGAAGGCAGUGGAGGAUGGCCCAAGUGCUUGGGCCCUGCACCCGUAUGGGAGACCGGGAGAAGCGCCUGGCUCCUGGCUUCAGAUCAGCACGAUGCGCCGGCCACAGCGGCCAUUGGAGGGUGAACCAAUGGCAAAAAGGAAGACCUUUCUCUCUGUCUCUCUCUCACUAUCCACUCUGCCUGUCAAAAAAAAAUAAAAAAAUA